Messenger RNA from Carassius gibelio (silver crucian carp), 2535 nucleotides. Its product is annotated as extracellular calcium-sensing receptor-like. Gene Ontology annotation, cellular component: membrane. Lineage: Eukaryota; Metazoa; Chordata; Actinopteri; Cypriniformes; Cyprinidae. Gene Ontology annotation, molecular function: G protein-coupled receptor activity. The record is from RefSeq and is a predicted model, not a curated record. The coding region runs from base 19 to 2535 and encodes 838 amino acids. Gene Ontology annotation, biological process: G protein-coupled receptor signaling pathway. The transcript is spliced from 6 exons.
UUGAGCUCAGUCUUUGAGAUGCUUCUGUUUCUUUACAUUCUCCUGUGUUUCUUUCAGCUUCAAGCAAAGGUAGGAAACACUCCUUGCCGAAUGAUGGGAGAAUCUAAGCACCCUCUGCUUUUCAAGGAUGGAGACGUAACUAUUGGGGCACUUUUUCCAGUACACAGCAUAGAGACAUCAUCUUCAUUCAAGUUUACACAAAAACCUCAGUUUUUAUCAUGCUCCAGUGUGAAUCUGAGAGAUUUUCGGCUAGCUCAAAUCAUGAUCUUUGCCAUUGAAGAGAUUAACAAAAGUGAAAGUUUGCUCCCAAAUAUUUCUAUUGGCUACAGAAUUUAUGAUACCUGUAGUUCAAGAAUGUCUUCUAUGAGUGCAACUGUCGGACUAAUGAAUGGUCUAGAGAUUGAAGCUGGAGACACAUGCAAGGGACAGCCUCCUAUACAUGCUAUCAUAGGAGAAACAGAGUCUUCUGCCACAGUGAUUUUGUCCAGAACUACAGGACCUUUUAAAAUUCCAGUGAUAAGUCAUGCGGCCUCCUGUGAGUGUCUUAGUAAUAGGAAAGAGUACCCCUCAUUCUUCAGGACUAUUUCUAGUGAUUACCACCAAGGCAGAGCACUUGCAUACAUAGUCAAGCACUUUGGCUGGUCUUGGGUGGGAGCUGUGAACAGUGACAAUGAUUAUGGAAACAAUGGAAUGGCCAUAUUUCUUAAUACAGCUCAGAAAGAAGGUAUCUGUGUGGAGUACUCUGUGAAAUUCUACAGAACGGAGCCUGAAAAACUUAAAAAAGUGGUAGACACAAUAAAAACAGGUACCGUAAAAGUGAUUGUUGCAUUUGUGUCAUUUCUUGAGAUGGGUUUAUUAACUGAACAGUUAAGUAUUCAGAACAUAACGGGCCUCCAAAUGGUUGGUGUGGAGGCAUGGAUAACUUCAAAGACUUUGAUCACUCCAACAACAUUUCGUGUUCUUGGAGGCUCACUGGGGUUUGCAAUAAGAAAAGUCAAUAUUGAAGGUUUUGCCGAUUAUGUUAUAAAAGCAUUCUGGGACACAGCUUUUCCAUGCUCACACGGUCAAGGGAAUGAUUCUCAGAUCAAAGUAAAUUGCAGCAGUUAUCAGGAUCUGCUUUUGCUGAAAAAUUAUAAUGAAGAUGUGCCUGAACACAGAUUUUCAAGCAACGUCUACAAAGCAGUUUAUGCUGUGGCUCAUUCAUUACACAGUCUCCUCAAGUGCAAAACACAAGAAGGCUGUGAGAAAGGCUUGAAAAUACAACCACAGCAGGUGGUUGAGGCUCUGAAAAAGGUAAAUUUCACUGUAAAGUUUGGAGAUUGUGUGUUUUUUGACAGCACUGGUGCCACAGUAGCCCGAUAUGAAGUUGUGAACUGGCAGAAGGAUUUUGAUGGAUCAGUCCAAUUUAAACCAGUGGGAUACUAUGAUGCUUCACUGCCCAUUGACACACGAUUUGUGGUUAACACUGAAAACAUACUUUGGGCUGGAGGAAAGCUGAAGCCAAGCUCUGUGUGCAGUGAGAGCUGUCCUCCAGGCACUAGGAAGGCUGCACAGAAAGGAAGACCUGUCUGCUGUUAUGACUGUAUUCCGUGUGCAGAAGGAGAAAUCAGUUAUGAGACAGAUUCAAAUAACUGCAAGCAGUGUCCAGUGGAAUACUGGUCUAAUGAUGAGAAAAAUAAAUGUGUGUUAAAGGCUGUAGAGUUUCUGUCAUUUACAGAGGUUAUGGGUAUAGUGCUAGUCUUUUUCUCACUGUUUGGAGUAGGAAUAACUGUGCUGGUAGCUUUACUUUUUUACAGUAAGAAGGACACCCCCAUAGUAAAAGCCAAUAACUCAGAGCUGAGUUUCCUGCUGCUCUUCUCAUUGACUCUGUGUUUCCUCUGUUCACUUACUUUCAUUGGCCGGCCCACUGAGUGGUCCUGUAUGUUGCGUCACACAGCGUUUGGGAUUACUUUUGUUCUCUGUAUCUCCUGUGUUCUGGGGAAAACUAUAGUGGUUUUAAUGGCCUUCAAGGCUACACUUCCAGGAAGUAAUGUCAUGAAAUGGUUUGGGCCCGCAAAACAACGACUUAGUGUUUUUGCCUUUACACUUAUACAGGUUCUUAUCUGUGUUCUUUGGCUAACAACAUCUCCUCCAUUUCCCUCCAAAAAUAUGAAAUAUUAUAAGGAAAUAAUCAUUCUUGAAUGCAGUCUGGGUUCUACUAUAGGUUUCUGGGCUGUGUUGGGUUAUAUUGGCAUACUGGCUGUCCUGUGCUUCAUUCUUUCUUUUCUGGCUCGUAAGCUGCCUGAUAACUUUAAUGAAGCCAAAUUCAUCACAUUCAGCAUGCUGAUAUUCUGUGCUGUAUGGAUCACAUUCAUACCAGCUUAUGUCAGUUCUCCUGGAAAAUUUACUGUAGCUGUGGAGAUAUUUGCCAUAUUUUCUUCAAGCACUGGUUUACUAUUCUGCAUAUUUGCACCUAAAUGUUAUAUCAUCCUACUAAAGCCUGAAAAAAAUACAAAGCAACACAUGGUGGGAAAAACAACAUCUAAGUUCUAUUGA